AUGGAUAUAAAGCAAUAUGAAAUAAAAAAUAAUAGUAAUAAUAAUAACAACAAUAGUAAUAAUGGUAUUGAUAAUAUGGAUAGUCUAUUAAGAUGUCCGAUUUGUUACGAUUAUUUUAACACAACAAUGAUGACAAAAUGUUCACAUAAUUAUUGUUCAUUAUGUAUUAGAACUGCACUUUCUUUUAAAGAAAGUUGUCCUUCAUGUAGAUUAGAUUGUAAUUCAACUCAGCUAUUAAAUAAUAGACAUUUAGAUCUAUUAGUUCAAAAUUAUAAAAAAUAUAUAAUAGAUCUAGAAAAAGAGAAUCAAAAAAUGAAAAAUAAUUGUAAAUGCAUUAAUAAUAAUAAUAAUAAUAAUAAUAAUAAUAAUAAAAAUAAUUUAGAAGGCAAGAAUUUAGAUAAAAAAUCAACACCCAAAAAAAGAUUAUCAUCUUUAGAAGAACCUUUAGAUAGUAAUAAAAAUAAUUCUGUAAAUACAAGUUCUCAAACAUCACCAAAUAAAAAAAUAAAAAAUUCAUCUCCACCCUCCUCACAAUCACCAACACCAAUGAUGACAAGAUCUCGUUCAAGAAAUAAUAGUAUAGUUGUUAUUGAUCAAGAAAAAGAAAAAGAAAAUGAAAAAGAAAAAGAAAAAGAAAAAGAAAAAGAAAAAGAAAAAGAAAAAGUUGUAGAUUUAGAAAGUGAAAAUAAGGUUAUAGACGAUACUAAUCCAGAUAAAUUAAAUGAAAUAAUUAUAAUAAAUGAAAGUGACACAAGUAAAAAUAAUGCAAAUACUAUCAAUACUGUAAAGGAAGAGGAUGAUGGAAAGUUAUUAUGUCCAUUGUGUAAUAUAAGAAUUGUAAAGGAGUUUAUUAAUAUCCAUGCAAAUGAAUGCUUAAAUGAUGGCGAAAAAAAACAAAAUAAUUUUAAACUUAAUCAUUAUAAUUUAUUUAAUAAUAAUAAUAACAAUAACAAUAACAAUAAUAACAAUAACAAUAAUAACAAUAACAAUAACAACAGCAACAAUACAAAUAGCAACAGUAAUAUUAGCAACAAUAGUAAUAGUCAAUAUAAUCCAACAAAUGGAAAAUAUUUACCAAAAAUAGUUUACUCAAUUAUGAAUUCAAAGCAAUUAAAAGAUGCAUUAACAAAACUAGGUUUAAAGACGAAUGGUGAUAGACAGGCUUUAAUUAAAAGACAUAAAGAAUAUAUAACAAGGUUCAAUGCUGAAGUGGAUAGUUUAGCGCCAAAAUCAAGUGAGGAAAUAACGACAGAGUUAUACAAGAACGAAACUGAAAAAAAGAAACCACCCAACUCCCAUUAUUUUGACCAAGACAAACAGUUUGAAAAAUUAAAAAAAGAAAUUUUAGAUAGAAAUAAUAAAUAA
Messenger RNA from Dictyostelium purpureum, 1365 nucleotides. RefSeq lists its product as uncharacterized. The transcript has 2 exons. Gene Ontology annotation, cellular component: nucleus; Rad6-Rad18 complex. NCBI's taxonomy places the organism in Eukaryota, Evosea, Eumycetozoa, Dictyosteliales, Dictyosteliaceae. The coding region runs from base 1 to 1365 and encodes 454 amino acids. Gene Ontology annotation, molecular function: ubiquitin protein ligase activity; single-stranded DNA binding. Gene Ontology annotation, biological process: DNA damage tolerance; protein monoubiquitination. The record is from RefSeq and is a predicted model, not a curated record.